UUGGAGCAGAAAUGGAGCAGAAAGGAGAUCAGAGGAGCCAGGACCCCUUCUCCUGUUCGAUCUGUCUGGAUCUACCCAAGGAUCCGGUGACGAUUCCCUGUGGACACAACUUCUGCAUGAACUGUCUUAAAAUUCACUGGGAUGGAGAGAAAAAAAACUGCAGCUGCCCUCAGUGUGAGAAGACCUUCACACCGAGGCCUUUCCUGGAGAAAAAACACCAUGCUAGCAGCUUUAGUGGAGCAGCUGAAGAAGACUGGACUCCAAGCUGCCACCGCUGACCACUGUUAUGCUGGACCUGAAGAUGUGGCCUGUGAUUUCUGCACUAGGAGGAAACUGAAAUCCAUCAAGUCCUGUUUAGUCUGUCUGGCCUCUUACUGUGAGGAACACCUUCAGCCUCAUUAUGAUUCAGCUACUUUUAAGAAACACAAGCUGGUGGAACCGAACAAGAACCUGCAGGAGAACAUCUGCUCUGUGGAUGAACAUAAAGGCCACAACACAGUGUCAGCUGCAGCAGGAAGAGCUGAGAGGCAGAGAGAGCUGGAGGAGAGACGAGGAAACAUCCAGCAGAGAAUCCAGGACAGAGAGAAAGAUGUGAAGCUGCUUCAGCAGGAGGUGGAGGCCAUCAAUCACUCUGCUGAUAAAACAGUGGAGGACAGUGAGGAGAUCUUCACCCAGCUGAUCCUCUCCUCCAGGAAAGAAGCUCUGAUGUGAAGCAGCAGAUCAGAUCCCAGCAGGAAACUGAAGUGAGUCGAGUCAAAGAUGUUGAGGAGAAGCUGCAGCAGGAGAUCACUGAGACUGAAGAGGAAAGACGCUGAGCUGGAGCAGCUCUCACACACAGAGGAUCACAACCAGUUUCUCCUCAACUACCCCUCACUGCCAGCACUCAGUGAGUCCACACACUCAUCCAGCAUCAACAUCCGUCCUCUGAGACACUUUGAGGACGUGGCAGCAGCUGUGUCAGAGCUCAGAGACAAACUACAGGACGUCCUGAGA
Molecule: messenger RNA, 993 nt
Organism: Poeciliopsis prolifica (blackstripe livebearer)
Lineage: Eukaryota; Metazoa; Chordata; Actinopteri; Cyprinodontiformes; Poeciliidae
Product: tripartite motif-containing protein 29-like
Exons: 1
Coding region: 142-711 (189 amino acids)
Source: RefSeq, a predicted model, not a curated record